AAGAAGAAAAGCAUGAAGAGCAAAGAUUUUUUGAUGAACCUGAAAUCGAGAAAGCAAAUCUUCAGCAUGAAACAUCUCUAAUAAUAGAAUUGCAACCUGUUCAAGAAUUGCCUAUUCACAAAGAAGGAUUUCUAGAUUUAGAUGUAGAAGUACCAUGGCCAGUUCGAUUUCCAUAUAAUAAAGAGUAUCAAGCUAAAGAGAUAGAUUUGGCUAGUGUAAUAUUAGGAGCAGAAAAUGAAGAUGAAGCUAUGCAGGAGGUAUAUUUACAAUGCCUAUAUCAGAAUUAUUCAGAAGAAGAAGAAAUCAAUAAAAUCAUAAAAUUGGUAGUAGAUGCUUAUAGAGCAUUCGAAAAUGAAGAUGAAGCUAUACAGAAGCUAUUUUUACAAUGCCUAUAUUGUAAUUAUUCAGAAAAAAAAAUCAAUGAAACUAUAAAAUUGGCAGUAAAUAAAAGAUAUAAAAACUGGUUGAGAUAUGUGGAAGAUCAAAUAGAAUCAAAAAAAAUCGAAGCUGGAAUGACUGAAGAGCGAGCACAAAGAAUAUUAAAUACAAUUGAUAAUUAUGAGUAUUUAAUAAGAGUAAAAUUCAUUCGAGACGAUACAGUAAUAUCAGUUGAGAAAACAAAAAAAGGCUUUAAAAUUAUUAACAAAUAUGAGCCUAUUCGUGAAUCAAAAAAAGCAGGUGGGCAUGGACUCACAGAAAUUUGUCGGCAAAAAAUAAAUGAUUGGGAGAAAAAAAUACGCAUUCCAGGUGCUCGAGUACAAGAUGUAGCAGAGUUAGAAAAAAUUCUUAAACGACUGAUUAAAUUACUUGAUAUAACUCAUGGUACUAUAUUUAAUAGUGGAAAGUAUCGAUCAGGACCUCAAGCAAUCUGGCUUAUGGGAGUGAGGGAUACGAGUCAAACAAUAUUCCAAUUUGUUCUAGAAGAUGAUUGGCAAUAUCAGGAAGGAAUAAUCAAUAAAGAAAAGAAAUCGAUUCUUUCAGAGUCUCUAAAAGUUGUUGAUUUAGCAGAGCAGCAUGGGCAUGGUGGAUACUGGAAUGCACCUGAUUAUCACGUCAAUGAUGUCGUAUGUAUCGAUAUGAAAGAAUGUUAUCCAGCAAGUAUGCAAGGUCAAGGAGAAUGUACACCAUGGUUCAAUAGGUUUGGACAUCUAUCACACUACCUUGUUCGAGUUGCAGUAAAUGGAGAAUUGCCGGAGGAUGAUAUCACUAGAUUUGCACAGGUAAGAUCUUUUAAAUUUGCAUCAAAUAUACAUUCAGCGAUUCCCAUCUGGUACAGAAAACAUUUUGCGUAUCAAAGUAGAGAAGGAUGUGGGAAAGCAAAAGGAUGGGCAUCUAUUAUACUUCUACGAUAUCUUCUUGAGGUUGGUAUUCUAGAAAGUGUGACUAUUGGAGAGGCAAUAAUUUCUCUUACUAAACAGACCAAAGUAUGGCUACCUAGAAAUCGAGAUAUUAGUUGUGCAAUUAUAGGUAAGUUUACACAAGGUGGCAAGAUUGAUGAAAAACGCCUUACUCAUCGACUUGUAACAGAUGAAGGUGAGCUUGAUUUCUUGAUCAAAGAUUGUACUGAUGCUAGAACUUUUGCCGGAAGAGAAAAAUGUUCACUCGGAUUCAUACUUACAUAUUACAAGGGACAUCAACCCCAAUAUACACAUUUGCGGGCCUCAAUGUUAGCAUAUGCGCAUAUUAAUUUGUUAGAGAUGCUUCGGAGAUUUGAUUCUAAUAAAGUAGUAAAGAUUGUUACAGAUUCUAUAUAUGUACGAAAAGAGGCUUUAUAUAAGAUCGAAAAUAUACCGGCAUUCUUCAAGCAAGUUGAGGUAAAGUCAGAUCCAAAUUUAUGUUCACACUAUCCUUCUUGUGCAAUGUGUACUGAUCCAGAAGAAUUCUUUAUUUCAAAAUCUGAAUAUGCAAAAUGGAUUAAAGAGUUCCAAAAAACCAAAACGCCUCUAGUAAAAUAUGACUGUAAAAGAUAUAAACCAUUUAUUUGCAGAUUUUGCUUUGCAGAAUGGUUUUAUAGACCAGACUCCUAUGCUCUUUUACAUCAACCAAAAGAACAAGAAAUCCGAGAAAUUCAACCCGAUCAAUGGCAUGACAAAGGUGAAAAAAUAUAUAGACCAAUUAUCGAUAUUGUAUACUGGCCAAAGAAUAGACAUUGGGAAUCGAUCAAAAAUAUUUCUGAAAGUACAGCACCCUCGAUUUAUGAUCCUAUUACAAGAUAUCAGAAAUCAUAUCUUAAUGGAGGAGGUGGUUUAGAAAAAACAACGUGCGCAAUUCGAAUUUUCAAAAAUAUAAACAUGGUUGUAUUUACUCAUACAAAUGCAUUAGCUAAAGAUUUUUGA
Molecule: messenger RNA, 2336 nt
Organism: Racocetra persica
Lineage: Eukaryota; Fungi; Glomeromycota; Glomeromycetes; Diversisporales; Gigasporaceae
Source: the annotation of a GenBank genome assembly